Messenger RNA from Bufo bufo (common toad), 5412 nucleotides. RefSeq names its product Rho GTPase activating protein 42 (gene ARHGAP42). Gene Ontology annotation, biological process: signal transduction. Gene Ontology annotation, molecular function: GTPase activator activity; protein binding. The record is from RefSeq and is a predicted model, not a curated record. Lineage: Eukaryota; Metazoa; Chordata; Amphibia; Anura; Bufonidae. The transcript has 24 exons. Gene Ontology annotation, cellular component: cytoplasm. Bases 466 to 3084 code for a protein of 872 amino acids.
AGGAAUCCAGAACAAAAGGGGCAUGCAGCUUAUUUUCUGUGAAGUUUAUCUAGGAAUGUAAGGUGACCUGAGUGUGACCUUGCUUGGAGUCCCUCUGUAGCAGGAGAACAGGGGGUGGGGGAUCUAUUGGAAUCAGAGUUUAACUUGUAUUGGCUUUAGCAGGAUUGAUCAGCCUGGAAGCUUUGUGCAGAAGGGAGGGGAUAGAAGCUAAGAAAGAGUCUGAUCUGCCGGAAAUGUCUGAAAAGUAGAGUUUCCUCUGUGCAGCAGCAGCAGCCUUCUGUCCUGAUCAUAGGGACAAUGCAGCAGGGUGACACUGACCGCAGAUCUCCUCCAGCACUGCUGCUGUGCAUGCUCUGAUUCUCCUCUGUGCUGGGAGAAGGCAUCACAACUUCUCAAAAAAAAAAAAAAAAACUUUGCAAGAAGAAAGAUUUCUUCUCUUUAAGGAUCUAAGGAUUAUUCUUUACAAUGGGACUCCCCACUCUGGAGUUCAGUGAUUCUUACUUGGAUAGCCCAGACUUCAGGGAAAGGCUCAAGUGUCAUGAGAUUGAGCUGGAGAGGACCAAUAAGUUUAUUAAGGAGUUAAUUAAAGACGGGAACAUGCUGGUGGGAGCCUUGAGAAAUCUUUCCAUAGCCGUGCAGAAGUUUUCCCAUUCCUUGCAAGAUUUUCAGUUUGAAUGUAUCGGUGAUGCCGAAACAGAUGAUGAGAUUAACAUUGCUCAAUCCUUAAAAGAGUUUGCUCGCCUACUCAUUACCGUGGAGGAAGAAAGAAGGAGACUGAUCCAGAAUGCCAAUGACGUUUUAAUAUCCCCCCUGGAGAAGUUCCGUAAGGAACAGAUUGGUGCAGCAAAGGAAGGAAAGAAGAAGUUUGACAAAGAGAGUGAGAAAUAUUAUUCAAUAUUGGAGAAACACUUGAAUUUGUCAUCGAAGAAGAAAGAGGCACAUUUACAAGAGGCAGACACCUUAAUUGAUCGAGAACACCAGAACUUCUACGAUGCGUCUCUGGAGUACAUCUUCAAAGUGCAAGAGGUUCAGGAGAAGAAGAAAUUCGAGUUUGUUGAGCCGCUUUUGGCGUUCCUCCAGGGCCUCUUUACCUUCUACCAUGAGGGAUAUGAGCUGGCAAGAGAAUUUACACCCUAUAAGGAGCAGCUACAGUUCAAUUUACAAAACACCCGCAAUAACUUUGAAAGCACCCGGCAGGAGAUGGACCGUUUAAUGCAGAGGAUGAAGUCUGCAGACCAGGACUAUCGACCGCCCAGCCAGUGGACAAUGGAGGGUUAUUUAUAUGUCCAGGAGAAGAGGCCGCUCGGAUUCACAUGGACGCGGCAUUACUGUACUUAUGACAAAAGCAGCAAAACCUUUACAAUGAGUGUUUCUGAAACCAAAUCUGGUGGAAAAGUGAAUGGUCUCAUCUCCAACAGCCCCGAGAUGUUUAAGCUGAAAAUGUGCAUCAGGCGCAAAACCGACUCUAUAGACAAGCGCUUUUGCUUCGACAUAGAAGUCAUAGAAAGACAAGGUAUUAUAACACUUCAGGCAUUAUCUGAGGCGAAUAGAAAACAAUGGCUGGAAGCAAUGGAUGGAAAAGAACCGAUUUACACACUUCCGGCCAUCAUUAGUAAAAAGGAAGAAAUGUUUUUAACUGAAGCUGGCUUCAACUUUGUGAAAAAAUGCAUCCAGUCUGUAGAGAUGCGAGGUAUCACUAUUUUGGGACUAUACAGAAUUGGCGGUGUCAAUUCCAAAGUUCAGAAGCUGAUGAAUACAGUGUUUUCACCUAAAGCCCCUCCUGAUAUGGAUAUCGAUUUAGAGUUAUGGGACAAUAAGACCAUAACAAGCGCUCUAAAAAACUACCUCAGAUGUCUGACUGAGCCCCUCAUGACCUAUAAAUUACACAAGGAUUUUAUUCUCGCUGUCAAAUCGGAUGACCAGAAUUACAGAGUACAAGCAGUACAUGCCUUAGUCCAUAAGCUCCCGGAGAAGAACCGAGAGAUGUUGGACAUCUUAAUUAAGCACCUUGUCAAGGUAUCUCUGCACAGUCAACAGAAUCUUAUGACUGUCUCCAACCUUGGCGUGAUCUUUGGUCCUACACUGAUGAGAGCCCAGGAGGAAACCGUAGCAGCAAUGAUGAAUAUCAAGUUUCAGAAUAUCGUCGUUGAGAUACUGAUAGAACAUUAUGAGAAGAUAUUUCACACGGCACCAGAUCCAAAUGUACCGCUUCCUCAGGCACAACCACGAUCAGUUUCUAGACGGACCAGAGCAAUCUGCCUUUCUACAGGUCCCAGGAAGCCAAAGGGGAGGUAUACCCCAUGUCUGGCCGAUCAUGACAGUGAUUCUUACAGCAGCAGUCCAACUAGCACCCCUAUGGGUAGCAUAGAGUCUUUGUCUUCACAUUCCUCCGAGCAAAACGUCAACUCAAGGUGUGCAUCAUCCCCACAAAGAGACAAAAAAGGAGGAGGAAUUCCCUGGGUCACCUCUACACCAUCGUCUAAUGGCCAGAAGAAUUCUAGUCUGUGGACCACAAGCCCUGAGUCCAGUUCCAAAGAGGACACUUCCAAAACAGACGUGGAAUCAGACUGUCAGAGUGUAUCUUCUGUUACAAGCAGGGGAAAUAUUUCUCCUCCAAUUGACCUGACCAAGAAAGGACAUUAUGAGCUUUCUGGGCUCAAACGCUCCGCUGCAUCUUCUCUCCGUUCCUUACCUUCCACAGAAGGUAUGAAAAGUCGAAGCCCGUCUACUCAAAGCCUUACAUCGGUGGACCUUAAAGACAUCACAAAGGCUUAUCCUGAUUUACCUCCAAAGGGAAUAAGGAGGAGACUGGACACUGGUUCCAGUAAUGGAUACCAGAGACCAGGAUCAGUGGUGGCAGCUAAGGCUCAGCUUUUCGAGAAUGCUGGAUCAAUGAAACAGACCACUCCCGGGCGCCAAGCCAAAGCGAUGUACUCUUGUAAAGCGGAGCACAGUCAUGAACUGUCUUUCCCCCAGGGGGCGAUAUUUAGUAAUGUGUACAGGUCUGUGGAACCCGGCUGGCUGAAGGCAACCUAUGAAGGCAAGACUGGAUUGGUUCCAGAGAAUUACGUUGUCUACCUCUGAUGACGCUUGUUUGGACAGCGCUAUCUUCAUGGUAUCCAUGGUGACAAAUGAGAAGACGCUGACUGUAUCUAAUAUGGGUACAGUGGUUUAACCGGCAUUGAAGGUCUCUGUUGGCUUGUGACUUGAAGACUUUUUUGAGAGAUUGUCCACUGCUUGACUUGAGGCCUACUAUGAAGAAUUUGGAAUUGCAGUCGAAUGAGUAUAAUAUAUAUAAAUCUAUGUAUUUGAUGUUAUGUACGUGUCCAGAAAUGAUCAAAACCUUGAGAUAUUUGGUACUCAGUUGAAGGAGGACGUGCACUGACCACCGGUACCCGACCCACCAGUGUAUGCAGAGGGGGUAACUUGAAGGCAAAAUCUGUAAACCUACCAUGUGCCAAAAUCUUGAAGGCAAAGUCUAAAAACCUACCAUGUGCCAUUGAUAUUACUGGUGUCUUGUUUUGGGGCCCUCCAGGGUGCUCGCGCUCAUGUGCCGCCUCUGCCCCCCUGUAUCCACACUGGUGUGAGGUCAGAUGAUUGAACUAAGUGCGCCUCCUCUCUUCUUAGCAAUAACUGACAUGUAUGGUGACUAUAUUUUAUUUAAUCUUCACUUUUGUUGUAACUAUUAUUCUAAGAUUGUAUGUACUGUACCUGCAGACCACUAUUGUUGCCCUCCAUGAAGGCGUAAGGUAUUAUUGAGAUUUUCUACAUACUUCAAGACAUCUGAGACCACUGCACUGGCAUACCACCACUUAUACUGAAGAUGCCAUCAUGGAAAGUAGAGCGAUAUUCCUCUAAAUACAGUUUCAGGGGCAGUAGUGACAUCUUCGGGAAGUAGAGUGAUGUCACUCUUCACUAGUGAAUUGAUUGGCUGAAUUCUGUUGACUACUGAAGCACUGUCAAAUCUCUGUCCAAAUUUGCGAUACAUUUUCUGGGAAAUUUGAGGGUCACGGUAGGCAGAAGUAAAGCCAGCAAUGGUAAAAUUGGAGAAAAUAGCAAGAAUGGUAAGACUCUUCUCUGCCAGGGAAAUUUCAUAGGUUUUCGUCAUAGGGAACUCAAUAUCUGUUUGUCAAAAAAAUCCCAAUUUUCAUCACUAAAAAAAUAAAAAAUAAAAUUAUUUUUGCUUUUUUUUUGGCAGACCCCCCCCUUCCCCCCCCAACCAGACUGCUUACUGCCACUGGGCCCCUCUCCUUCGCUGCUCGCCUCAUCUGCCUCGCUUCGGUCCAUUACUGUAAGCCUUGAUGCCACUGAUUGGCUGCAGCGGUGACUUGUUCCUCUUCCGUCAUGUCGCCAAUUGACCUGACGCAAACGAAGCAGGUCACUGCUGCGGCCAGUCAUUGGCUGUAGUAGUGGCGUCUAAGGGGAUGGUGACAACGGGGGACUCAAUUGAGGCAGGCGAGGCUGGGGAACAAUGGAGCCGAGUCCCACCCAUGGGGAGCAGGUAAGUAAGCUUCCUUUUACAGGUUUGGCCAGGAAGGAAGGAAGGAAGGAAGGGGGGGGGGGCAACCCCUUUAAUGGCUGCACUGCAUUACAGGAGAUGUAGCGGUUUCCUCUAUUUAUUGUGUGUCAACCAAACCCUUAUAUCUAUUUAUUUGCCAGUUUUCUUACAGUAUGAUCACACACAAGAGAUUUUUUAUUUUAUUUUUUGCCGUUAAAAAUCGGUUCCACGCCCCUGAAUGAGGUUUUCUCAUGUGGAUUUCUGCCAGCCCUAUUCAGAUGAAAGGGAUGGUCGCAUAAAAAUCUGCAAGAUGGGAAUAUACCCCAGUGUGUCCUGCAUCUGCUGUAUUCCAGUUGCUUUCACCAUUUGCAAUGUGCGUCAAACCUAGAACCAUUGAUGUAAAAAGUUCAAUCAGAUAUAUUUUUCUCCAUGGCCAUAAACCUCACCAUGGCUGCCUACCCUGCGUAUCAAGCACGCCCCUAUUGUGGAAGCCUUCAUGCACUUUGCACGAUGUCGCCCCCUGCAGGUUAGGAGGUGUAACAUGAAAAAAAAUGCAGAGGACAAAAAAAUGAACUGCUGACUGACCGUAAAGGGCCUUUUUUUUGUUUUUGUUUUUCCCCCCCGCAAAAACAGCACCACUCUUUGAGCUAUGGCUGGUAUCGCAAGCCAUUCAUAUUUCCAUGAAUGGGAAUGAGCUGCACAACCAGACGUUGCCCGGGGUCUACAGUGGUGCUGUUUUUCUGAAAAAUGCCUUUUUUUGUUUUCUAAUCCUGAACCCCUUUAAAUUCUCCAAAUUUCCAUUAUCUCAUUUAUUUUAUCUAGAAAACUCAGCUGUUAUCUAUGUAAAUAACUGCACCUAAAACCACACUGUAUAUGUACUCCAGUGUAUAAAAUGUAAUGUAAAAUGUAAUGAA